Messenger RNA from Mytilus trossulus (common blue mussel), 1139 nucleotides. Its product is annotated as A-kinase anchor protein 14-like. Gene Ontology annotation, cellular component: cAMP-dependent protein kinase complex. The transcript has 5 exons. Lineage: Eukaryota; Metazoa; Mollusca; Bivalvia; Mytilida; Mytilidae. Gene Ontology annotation, molecular function: protein kinase A regulatory subunit binding. The record is from RefSeq and is a predicted model, not a curated record. The coding region runs from base 184 to 762 and encodes 192 amino acids.
AAGACGUCUAAAGGAUACAACGGAAGUUACAACUUCUUGUUUUGAAAGAUUCAAAAUAAUUGGUCAAUAUUUAUAGAUUUUACAUGGAAACGUAAACAAUAUGGAGGACACUAUUUUGUGAAAUAAGUCAAUAAUUUUUAAACCUUUUAGAUUGAAAAACUCUUAAUUUCCAGCACAUAAACCAUGUCUGCUGAAGAAGCAUAUGCUGACCAAGCAAAGAAGUUGGUUGAUGAUGUAAUAGAGGCUUCAAUUAAACGACUAGAGACUGGAAUAGCUCUUACAGAAAGAGAAAAGACGUUUGAAUCAAUUGUACAACAAUCUGAAACAAGUCCAGAAAAUACAUUUGUUAAAGAGGAAAAUUUUGUUGUAGAAAAUAUUAAAUGGCUGACCAUAGGGGAUUAUUCUGUUGCAAAAGCAGAAGAAAAAAUGCAUGAAUAUAUAAAGACAUGGCAGUAUGAUGUCAGUUGGUUAUAUUGUAUAGACUUUCUGGGAGCAGAAGAAUAUGAUUUUGAUUCACGGUACAGAUUCAGAGUACGAUGGAGCAUACCAACAAGAAGAAAACCAAUACCAAGAGCAACAGCUUCAGUUUAUUUUUCAUUUGUAGUAUCAAAAAUUAAACCUAAGCAUUACCCAGUUGAUACAUACUAUGUUUAUGAAACACAUAAGUUAGUUCACAAACCAGGACAGUCCCGAUUUAGAGAGAAAUGGUUAAAGGAUAUUAUAGAAAACAAAGUGAUGAUGAUGCAGAUGGUGGAGUUCUAAAUAUAGAUAAUUCCAGUUACAUAGGAGAAGUGGAAGUUCUUGUUCUAAUUAUAAAUCAUUCCAGUCAGGAGAUGUGGAAGUUCUUAUGUGAAUUUAACAUGUGAUCAGAUAAAUAAAUGUAAAGAACAAAAAAACUUAUGUCUGUGAUAAUUUGUAUCUUCUUUUUUAUCAUGUCAAAAAUAUUUUGGGAUGUAAUGUUUCUUUAUUUGACUUUUAUAGCUAUUCUUUUAUAUUUGUGCAUAUGCAGCAUAUUUUAAAUUUUUGAAGCAAAUGGUUUGUAUUAACUAGAAAGAAAAACCAAUAUCACUCAAUCAUGAAGGAAGAUAUAUUUACUAUAUUUAUUGACAUUUUAAUUAUUAAAUUAUUUUUAAAAACAA